Messenger RNA from Solenopsis invicta (red fire ant), 1232 nucleotides. RefSeq lists its product as uncharacterized. Lineage: Eukaryota; Metazoa; Arthropoda; Insecta; Hymenoptera; Formicidae. The transcript is spliced from 4 exons. Bases 273 to 851 code for a protein of 192 amino acids. The record is from RefSeq and is a predicted model, not a curated record.
UAACUUUACUCGCCACUUCCAAGACAGGCCUAUUGCCGGCCCUGAGAUACAUCUACAUACAAACCAUGGCGUAGCGGUAAGGCGUAGCGGAAAAAAAAUACUGGUUAGCGAGCGAGAGGAUCCAGUGUGGGAUUGGAGAGAGCGUCAAGCGGAGAGCCACUAUCUCGCCGGCGUGCUGUCUCUCCUAUCGCUGUCUUUCGAAAUUUCGGGCUGAUAACACUUCCGACCGGAAGUACUCGCGCCGAUCGCACGAUCUUUGUGACACAGCGAAAAUGGGUCUCAAUCCCAUGAAAUGGAAAACGAGAACUAUUUUGCACGGUGUCCUAGGCGUUUUGGUUCUUUACACACUGUUUGUUUAUAAGAAGAAGCAUCAAGUGAUGUUCGAGGGCGUCAUAAAUAAGUCGGAUCCUAGGCUGGUGUGGGAGUUUGUGGCUGAUUUUAGCAACAUGAAAAAAUUGAACCCAACAAUAGAGGAUUUUAAUGUGAUCGAUGAAGGUGGGAAUUACGAACACUGGAAAUAUUCCGUGCAGUACACGGAACAUCUAAGUCACCUGCCAAUGAUCCGGAACGUAGCGCACGGGCACUACGCCGUCAAGCCGGAUAACAAUGGCUAUGUCAUCAGUUCCAGACAUCGGACUUGCUUCUUCUUCAAUUUCUAUUGUUUGGAGUCCGUUUCGCAAUUCAGAUUCGACGCGGAUGGCGUAGAGGACACAAAAUGCAUCGAGACCGUGCAAUACGAAUGUCCGAUCGCGUUUUCGCCGCUGUGUCGCAGGGAGGUCAUGUACCAGCGAGAAGAAAUCCUGAAGAGACUAAAAUUGGAAUUUGCUAUCAGUAACAGGAGAGAAAAUUAAAAAUAUCACUGCCUACAUAUAUGUACUUAUAUGUAUUUAGCUCGCGAAAUCCUUUUUUUUAUAAAACAUCGUAUAAUUAUUUUUCAUAUAAUUAAUUAAUACAUAUUUUAAAUUAUGUUGUACCUUUCCGCUUAAAAAUAAUUUGACAUCAAUUUUAAUGAGCUGCUAAUUAUGUGUACUGUUAUAUCAUGUUUUUUUUCUGACCGAGAAUUGAAUUAAAACUGUAAAUGAAAAAACGCGUAUUUUACGCUCUAUAAUUCACGUCAGAUUUCACGGAGAAUUUUCUAACUCUUAUAUGUUACGCAUAUGGAAAUAUUUUUAAUAUAUGUAUAUUUUGUAUACAUGUUAUAAUAUAUAUUCUUCAAAUGUUAAAUAUAUAUA